Molecule: messenger RNA, 2646 nt
Organism: Sparassis crispa
Lineage: Eukaryota; Fungi; Basidiomycota; Agaricomycetes; Polyporales; Sparassidaceae
Exons: 4
Coding region: 1-2646 (881 amino acids)
Biological process (GO): protein phosphorylation
Molecular function (GO): protein kinase activity
Source: RefSeq, a predicted model, not a curated record
AUGCGCGGGAAAUUCAUCGUGAUGCCCGUGAACAAAUUCAUGGACACGUUCGCUCCGGAAUCUGAGGUGAUGGCGAAGAAACCAUUCAAGCCGAAUUUCAAGAAGGCGUUCAAGGAGAUGGAGAACGUACUCGAAGGUACAGUACGAGAAGAGCAAAUGUAUAAACCUCUGGUCAAAUGCGUCCAAAAUUACAAGCUUUGCAAGGGGUAUGUCCUCAAGCUGGUGCAGAACAAACCCGACAAGGCGGACCCCUCGAGGCAGAAGGUUGAUGCAGCGCUGUUUCUUCCUGAGAAUGCCAAGCAGAGAAAGACCUUCGACGAUAGUAGGCCACAUUGGGCACUUCAGCGGCUUUCGAUUGAGUUCAAGAAGCAUAGAACGGAGGAUGAUCCUUUCGAAGAUCCAAAGACGAAGGGCGAGGAUGAAGAUAACCUGCACCACGAUUCUGAGCAGGGCGACGAGGUCCAAGUAGAUGACGUGCACGACGCGAACGACGAUGACGUGGGCGAUAUGGACAAUGUCUUCCUGGAUGAAGAUGAGACAUACGGAGACGGUGACCCGACAAUGGAAGACGAUGAGGACGGCGACGAAGAGAAUCCCCUUCAGAUGGCUUAUGGAAAUUCAUCCAGAGAGACCUUCGAGACAGCUUAUGAGCCGCCCGCUGACCGACGAGCUGCGGUUCGAGGGCAGAUUAUCUCCUACGCCAAAAUACUCUUCUCACGCCAACAUCGCUGCUUCGCAUUCACGAUUCUCAUCCUCCGUGAUGUUGCGCGGAUUAUUCGCUGGGAUCGGGCCGGUACUGUUGUCACGAACAAAUUCAAGUACACGAACACCGAGUAUCUUGGCAAGUUCCUGUGGCGAUUCUGUAAUAUGACUGACAAACAGCAAGGAUACGAUACGACGGCCGUUGCUGUGAAAUGCGGAUCGGCAGACUACAAGCUCAUGGAGCAGCUGGCCAGGAAUCCACCAGAAGGUGCUGGCUCCGAGUACGCGAGGGAAUCGUUCGCGAAGUCCAUGCCCAAUCUCUCGAAGGAGAAUCCUAAUGACUGGUCGUGUUGGAAACUGACCGUACAUCCGGAAAAUGGAAAGGCGACCGACGGCUCAGACCCUCGACCUGCAGGGAGGAAUGCGCGCAAGAAGCCACGUUUGCAACAUUUUUUGGUGGGAAAGCCUCAUUUUCAGGCGUCAGGUAUGACAGGCCGGGUUACACGAGGCUACAUUGCGUACGACUGCCAGGAUAACAAGUUCGUCUUCCUGAAGGAUGUGUGGCGCGUAGACCUGCCAGACAUCGAAAAGGAGGGAUACAUCCUCCAGUCUCUCAAUGACGCAGAAGUCGCAAAUGUCCCGACUCUGGUUUGCCACGGGGACGUUCUAGAUGUUGAAGAUGUCGGAAAUGUCGUACAUGUUGAACGACAACGGACGAAGACGGACACUUACUGGCACGAGUUCUAUAGUGGACAGAUGAACCCGAUCAAGACCCACACACAUUAUCGGCUAGUAGUCGAAGAAGUCUGUCGUCCGCUGAGCGAUUUCAGGAAUUCUUUGGAGUUAGUGAUGAUUAUAGCACACUGCAUCAAAGCUCAUCGUCAGGCCAUGAAAAAGGUUAGAAUAACUCACCGAGAUAUCAGUGCAGGAAAUAUUCUCAUGAAUGAGAAAACUGCAACUAUUAAUGGCCGGCAAGUCCCCAUCAGGGUGGGGAUUCUAAGUGAUUGGGAACUAUCCAAACAGGUCGAGGACGAGGACGAUGAGACGGAAGCCACAGACAAGGAAACAGGAGGCAACAGUCAGAAGGCAAGACAGCCUGAUCGUACUGGAACAUGGCAGUUCAUGUCCGCUAUUCUUCUGGACAGGCCUACCAGGGCGGUCGAGGUUGCAGAUGAACUCGAGGCAUUCUUCAAUGUCUUGUUGUAUUACCUCAUCAGGUACACGAACAGUAACAUCGACGACCCGGCCACUUUCAUGUCGCAGUACUUCGACGAAUGCACCAUAAACGCGGCUCGGACGUUGUACACCUGCAGCAUGGCGAAACGGCUCGUGAUGAAGUCAGGUGAGCUCAUGGUGGAUGUCAACACAUCUGUGGAGUUCCAGUACCGCAAUGGGAAGAAGCAUCCAUCCAAUGAGCUCAUUCGCAAACUUCUGGGAUGGUUCAAGGCCCGGUACGCGGAAUUCUCACUUGAGGACUGGCCCCAACAAGCCGCACGAAGAGGUCCUCCUGUCGAUCACACUCAGCGUAUGGAUGAGGAAUCGGAGAACGACGUCUCCGCAGAUGACCAGGACAUGCUCGUUGAGGAGUACUUGCGACACCAGAUGAAGGCUCAAUCUGUGGCAGAAGGCAUGUCGGAGGAAGUCUACGAAAUGGAACCAUAUUUUGACGAGAAGGCCCGAGAGAUGCAGAAAGGUCUCGCUAACAACUUGAAGACUCACGAUCAGAUGUACAAUUUGUUUCAGAAGAUCUUUUGCGAGGAACAGCGCGAAUGGCCGAAGCACGACAAGAUACCCGACCGAGUCUCCUCGAACUACAACUAUGCGCGCUAUAAAGAGAAGGGCCUCGAGCUUCCUGCGGCGCCGAUUGCACCUUCUGGCUCGAAGCGUCGUCUUGAAGCAGAUCUGCAGUGCUCUCGUCAGAGCAAGCGUUCCAGAGUUGGCUGA